GGAGGAGGAAGAUUAGAGGAGGAGGAGGAAGAAGAAGAAGAAGAGGAGGAGGAGGCUGGAGAAAAGGAAGGAAGAUCCUGGGGGUUGCUGUCAGAAGGUGCAGGAAGGGAGAGAAAGAGCGAGAGAGAAGCGAGGAUGGAGAGGACCUGCUGCAAGGCGAGGAGUGGAUGAUGGUUUGUGCAAUCCAGAGGGAGAGAGCCUUUGCCUGCGUCGUCGCCCUGGUUGCAGCAGCUUAACAGGAGAGGCUUAACUUGAGAAGAAGGGGAAAAACAAGGAGGAGGAGGAAGAAGAAGAGGAAUCGUGGACCCUUAUUCGGGGAGGGAUGAGAGAAGGGAAGGGGGCAGUAGCUGGGGAGCCUCGAGUGUCCCGCGUGGCAGUGGCGGUGGCCCUCCUCCUCCUCCUCCAUCAUCCCGGAGUAUGGAGACUUUGAACGGAGGGGAGCCCCCCCACCCUCCUCCUCCUUCUUUACCGGAGCAGAAGAAGCAGCGCCUGCACCGCGCCCCUUCCCCGGCCAGGCCUUUCCUGAAGGACCUCCACCACCAUCAUGGCCGGGCAUCGCCUUCCCCUUCCCCUUCUUCCUCCUCCAAGCCCCCUCCAGGCCCUCCCAGGUCCCCCAGCCUCUCCGCCAAAGCCCCCCAACACCAGCAGCAGCAGCCGGCCCUUCCUGCCCCUGCCUCCCCGGCGGCCAGCCGCCUUUCGCGACGCAGCUGCGCCAAGGCAGCAGCAGCAAGGACGGCGGCGGCGGCGUCAUCAUCAUCGACGGCGUCGGCGCUUGUCUGGAGGGGCAAAAGCCUGGCCACCAAGCCCUCCCUGCCUCCGAGCAAGAAGGGGCCCCCUUCGGCUGGGAGGCCCCCCAACGGCGCCGCCGAGGGAGCGAGGCAGCAGGGGAAGCGGGGCAGCAGCGCCCCUCCGGCCCAGGCUGGCCCCUCUCCCUCCUCCUCCGCCUCCAUCUCCCGCCUCCUCCUCCUCCUCCCUCACACCGACAGCAGCUCCGACCUCUCCGACUGCCCCUCGGAGCCCCUCUCCGACGAGCAGAGGCUGGCCCCGGCCGCCGGCAGCGAUGGCGAGUCCAGCAGCGACAGGGAGAGAGACCCUCCGGCCCCGCUCCCUUCCUCGGGCCCCGCCGCUGCGCCAGGGCCCUCCGCCGCCCCCUCCGCAAGGAGCAGGGACCCUUCCGAGGGGAAGGGCCCCGAGAAAGCCGCGCUUCUGGCCGGGUGGAGGCCAGGGGGCAAGGCGCCUCUUCCGCGGGGAGACAAGGAGCCUCCUCGGGGGGAGAACGAGGAGAACGAGGAGGAGCUGCUGAGGGAGAUCGAGGAACUCCGCUCUGAAAACGAUUACCUCAAGGAUGAGCUUGAUGAACUCCGAGCUGAAAUGGAAGAGAUGCGUGACAGCUAUCUUGAAGAAGAUGUUUACCAACUGCAGGAACUUCGGCGAGAGCUUGACCAUGCAAACAAGAACUGCCGUAUUUUGCAGUAUCGUCUCAGGAAAGCAGAACAGAAAAGCUUGAAAGUUGCACAGACGGGUCAAGUUGAUGGGGAGCUUAUUAGAAGCUUAGAACAAGAUCUAAAGGUAGCCAAAGAUGUAUCUGUCAGGCUGCACCAUGAACUGGAGAAUGUGGAAGAGAAGCGUGUUAAAGCAGAGGAUGAAAAUGAAGUCCUUCGUCAACAAAUAAUUGAGGUGGAAAUAUCCAAGCAGGCAUUGCAGAAUGAGCUGGACAGGUUGAAAGAGAGCUCCCUGAAGAGAAGAGGUAGCAGAGAUAUUCACAAGGAAAAGAAGGCAUUUGCUCAGGAAGACAGUGCUGACUUAAAGUGCCAGCUUCAGUUUGCCAAAGAAGAAGCAGCACUGAUGCGUAAGAAGAUGGCCAAGCUAGGCAAGGAAAAAGAUGAACUGGAGCAAGAACUCCAAAACUACAAAUCCAUCUAUGGAGAUGUGGAAAGCCCUCUCCCUAUUGGGGAGGCUGGAGGACCACCCAGCACAAGAGAAGCUGAACUGAAGCUUCGUUUGAAGCUGGUAGAAGAGGAAGCCAACAUCCUGGGCAGAAAGUUAGUGGAGUUGGAGGUGGAAAAUAGAGGUAUUAAGGCUGAGAUGGAGGAUAUGAAGUGUCAGUAUGAGAGAGUAUGUCUCAGCCAGGAUCACGUUUCGAGUAUUCCUACCUCACCUUAUGGUGACUCUGUGGAGUCAGCUGCAGAGCUACGCCGCCAUUUGCAAUUUGUAGAAGAAGAAGCAGAACUGCUGAGGAGAUCAAUCGCUGAGAUAGAAGAUCAUAACAAGCAGUUAACAAAUGAAUUAAAUAAAUUCAAGUUUGAGCCUGGGCAAGAGGCUGGCUGGCUUGAUGAAAAUGCAUCCAAAUCCAGUGGGUCUUUACAAGAAGAAUUGAAAUCUGCCCGCAUGCAAAUCAAUGAACUUAGUGGGAAGGUGAUGAAACUUCAGUAUGAGAAUCGAGUCUUGAUGUCCAAUGUGCAGCGUUAUGAUCUUGCCUCUCACCUAGGGUUGCGAACCUCAAGUCCCAGGGAGAGUGAUGCUGAGAGUGACACAGGGAAGAAAGAAUGUGACAAUGAAGAAGGUCAUCUACCUCAACCAAAGAGAGAAGGACCCAUUGGGGGUGAGAGUGACUCUGAAGAAGUAUAUGAAAAGACAUCAGGUUUUGGGAGUGGGAAGCCAUCAGAAGUGAGUGAUCUUUGUUCUGCUGAACUGACAAAGGCCAAAGAGGAUGCAGACUCUCUGGUCAACAUCAGACGUGAAGCUGAAAGGCUUGAAAGAGCUGUGGACCGUCUCAUUGUUGAUACAGACAGUUUAAUAUAUGAAGCAAAAGUGCUCAUAACCAGUAGUAUUUCCUCUGAGCAUGGUUUUGAAAAAGAUGAGGAAAGAAAGGACCAUAAGAAUGAGCCAGAAUUUUUGGACACCAUCAAUUCAAGGAUGAAACAUUUCCAGAAAGAACUGCAAACAUUUUUGGAGAAGGUUGACAGUGUUAGGAAAGACCAAAUAGAUGAUCUUUCCCCACUCCCUCACCUUACAGAGUCUUCCAGUUUUCUGUCCACGAUGACAUCCAUAUCCCGAGACUCACCAAUUGGUAAUCAGGGAAGAGAGCUAAUCACAGAUUUCCAGUCGAAACUGAGAGAUCAGAUGGAAUGGCAGCGCAUGCAAGACCUUGGAGAGGAGCAAGAGAGUCAUCCCCAGCGAAGCACUACUGAACCAAACGGCAGAGCUGAUGGAGACUUUAAACUCUACAGGCCAGAAAACAAGGGUUGUUUCAGUCUAGAGAAUAUAUCGAUACAGGAGCUUCAGGCUAAACUUGAGCAGGAGGUGAAACUUCGACAAGAGGAGCAAGAAACAUUUACAGAAAGGAUCAUGCAGCUGGAAGAGGAGCAUCUGCAGACACUACAGAGAAAAGACUUGGAGGUACAAAGCUUGACUCUGCAGAACAAAUUGGAAGAGAAGACCUCGAGUCAAGAGAAAAACUUGAUGCAUCAAGAACUCAGACAUUUCAAGCAGAACACGUUUCUCCUCUAUGUCAAAUUGAAAUGGUUGCUGAAACACUGGCGACAAGACAAGCUAAUAGAGGAGCAAGGAGAGGACAUUCUUGAGUUGGAGCAUCUUGAUCCCAUACCAGAACUCAGCUUUCAGUCUGAACAAAAAGGUGAUGAACAGGAAGAGGAGGAGGAGGGGGAAGAAGUAUUCACAAUGACAGAUUAUUCCCAACAUUCCACCAUUGAAAUACGUGACCGUGGACCACCACUACAGACUGCAGAACUGUUGCAGCAUCAAAAGCAGGCGAGAGAAAACCACCAACUCUUACAUGCUUUGAAAAUGCUGUUGGAUGAAUUCCGAAAUGAGCUCCAGAAUGAUGAACGAGAACGUCACAGCCUCCAGCAGCAGUAUGCUACUGAUAAAGCUGCUUGGGAAGUGGAAUGGACUAAGCUAAAGUGUCAGUUGGAGCAGCUAGAAGAGAAGGGUGAAAAAACACAAAGUGAGACUGGUCUUGAUGCAAAGGCAGCUUUCAAUAGGGAGAGAGAGGAACACAAGAAGCUUCUGGCUGACUGUCACCAAUUAGUGAUGGACUUGCAAUGGCAAAUCCAGCACAAUGAAAAGAACUGGAACAGAGAAAAAGUGGAGCUUUUAGAGCGGCUUGACAAAGAUCGACGAGAGUGGGAAAGGCAAAAGAAGGAGCUGCUGAGGAGACUAGAGCAGCUUCAGAAAAUACAUCCACAAAGAGAAGACAGUAUUCUUUGUGACUCAAGAGAAACUGGCCUUCCUUUAUUUUCAAGUCAAGGGAGCCAUCAUGUGCCUCGUCCAAUGGGGUCACGAUCCUACUCCGAUUCGGACACUGUGAGGUUUGAAGAUCGGACACUGUCUAAGCUAAAAGAAAGUGACAGGUGCACUGCCACAGAAAACCUCUUUCUAGAUACAUUGUCCCUUGAUUCCCCGGAUGAUUCUGAAGAACCACAUCCUCAGAAAUUGGAACGAGAAAAGUUUUUAACUUGUGAAAAUGAGGAAGAAGAAAUGCACAAGGGAAAUCUUCAAAGGGCAGUGUCGGUUUCCUCUAUGUCAGAGUUCAAGCGCCUGAUGGACAUUUCUCCUUUUCUUCCCGAAAAGUCUCUUCCUUCCUCCAGCACCAAGGAGGAGAUAACACCUCCAUUAUCGCCAGAUGAUUUGAAAUACAUUGAGGAAUUCAAUAAAAAUUGGGAUUAUGGCACUACCAGAAACCAUGGUGGAGCUCUGGAGAGGCCUGCUGAAGCCUGGGCAGAAAGGACAGAGAUUGGGAAGGCUGGGAAUAAUUCAGCUCCAGAUCCAUUCCAGCCACCUUCAUGGCAUCUUACCACCAGUGUUACUCUGACAACUAACACAGUGACCAGCCCUGAGCACCGCCAAAAACAGCCACUGAGGAGUCAUGUUGUUACGGAAAAAAUGGGAGUUAGAGUCUUUCAUAGCCCACCAGUUGUCCGCAGAUUUGAUAACCCAGUAGCAGCUGGCAAUGAAGGAAAAAAACAGCCUGAGUCAGACUUUUUGUUUCCUGUGACCAAAGCUAAAGGUAAUGUGAGUGAGGCAAAAGGUGCUGCUUCAGAAGUGUUUGGGCGAUGGUCAUGUGACCUCUCCAAACACCAUAACAAUUUCCUGGAAACUGGUAUUCAUCCCAUUGAGCGCCCUAUUUGCACUACUGUGAGUUUUGCCUCAUCUUUGCACAGCUUGGAGAUGUCCAAAAACAUGAGUGAUGACAUGAAGGAAGUAGCUUAUUCUGUCAGAAAUGCAAUACGUUCAAACUCAGCAGAGCUUCAGUUCAAAGACACAGCUUGUCAGACUAAUGGAAUGAGAACUAUGGGGACACAGACUACUCAAACAAUCAGUGUGGGCUUACAGACAGAAACAUUGCGCAAUAUCACCAGCAGUCCCCACAAGUGUCUGACACCAAAGGGGGGCUCUACACCUGUGUCAUCACCAUCAAGAAGCCUCAGAAAUAGGCAGAUGGCACCUGCUAUUGAAAAGGUCCAGGCCAAAUUUGAACGCACAUGUUGCUCUCCCAAAUACGGCUCCCCCAAAUUACAGAAGAAAACGUUCUCCAAAACAGACCAGCCAAUCAUCCGAACAUCCCCAAGCACACCUCAGAAAGGUUUUAGUGAAUCUGCUUGGGCCAGAUCCACCACUACAAGGGAGAGUCCAGUUCAUACCACUAUCAAUGAUGGCCUCUCCAGUUUAUUCAAUAUCAUUGACCAUACCCCUGUGGUUUAUGACAUACUCCAAUGUUCCAGGUCUAGCAGCCGAUCAAGGUCGGCUGAACCCAGGUCAGAACUGGGGCCUAUGCAGGACAUGUGCAUGAGUAUCCGUGGCAGGUCACCCAGUCCCCUCCGUUUUGGUGCAGAGCUACAAAAGGAUGAAGGAACUGAGACAUCAAGCAUCAGGCAGGACUUAUCUGCUCCUCCAGGAUACACUCUUACAGAAAAUGCUGCCAGAAUCUUGAACAAGAAACUUAUGGAGCAUGCCUUAAAGGAGGAAAAAAGGCUAGCUUCACACAGUCCUCCCAGUCUUAGCAAUGAAAACAGCACAGGAGAAAUAGUCAAAGUUGAACCAGGGUCCAUUGAGGAACUACCUUGUUCCGCACUAGCUCCGUCCCUAGAAUCUUGCUUCUCCCGACCAGAGAGACCAGCGAAUCGGCGCCCACCUUCCCGUUGGGCCUCACAUUCCCCUACUGCCUCACUAUCUCAGUUAAAUGGGGAAGAAUAUGGAAGCAAGGAACUGCCGUUGGAGAAUCCAAACCAGGAUGCAAGCCUGCAUGAAUUAUCACCGAAUAAUUCACUGUCUUUUGCAUUGUAGCACCAUUACCAUGGCCAGUCUCUGUCAGCACGGAGAGCUCAAAUUGCCGAGGUCAAAGAAUGUUCUAGAAUGCAGCUUCUUAGUAUACAACCAAGAAACAGAGGUGUUUCUAGAACAAAACAGUUAAUGUGCCUGUAAUAACUUAUUUUUUUCAUAGCUCAGAAAACUAUUUUUGCCUCCAUCUUUUCUACACACAGUAUAUUAAUUAAAAAGGUCUAAAAAGUAUACAGAUAAAAGUAAGAUUUUAAAUGAAACGUACAUUGUGUUUCAAGAGAAAUUGAAUGUGUUCUCUCUUUCUCUCCGACUACUGAUUGCCUUCUAUUAUAUUUGCACUGUUAAGGUUUGGGUUUUGUUGGUUAUUUUCCUGUCUCUGAUUUAAAAUUAGAAAUGUCAGUUAAAUUUAUCCAACUGUUUCUUAUUUUGAAAAGGAAAAUUCAUAAAGGUGCUUUAGCAUGUCUGAAGUGAUAAAUUUUAAGUAGUGAAGAAAGCCAUUGAACUAGUUGACUAGAGUUGUCUUAAACAAAUUAGAGGGGAAUACAGGGAAUAUGAACUGUUUAGAAAGGAGGGGGGAGACUCAACCAGUCUUAAAGAAGUGAGCUCUACCAUAAAUACAUACAUAAACUCUCUCUCUCUCUCUCUCUCUCACUUACUCACACACAUACACUCAUUCUCACAGACACACAUAACAAAUUUGCAUGUCUUUAGGUUCCUAGCACUUUAGUGCAUGUACAUACUGCUAUUAUACUCUCACCAUCACAUCAAUGUGUCUCAGUCUCUUUCACUGUUAUAUUGUUGUGAAUUUAUCUGUACUGUACUUUUAAUGUUGGUAUUCUUGCAUUGAUUGUACAAAAAAGAUUUUUAAAUAAUUGUUCAAACAGUUCCACUGACUAUGUACAGUGUUUAUUGAAAUCUUCCCUUGUUUGGGGGAAAGCACUGAGAACUCUGGGCAUACUAAUAAACUGUAACUGGUCUUGUUUUAAGAGUCUGUUUGAGACCAUGUGACGUGGAAAUAAACUUCUCAGUAUUUACAAAUUG
Molecule: messenger RNA, 7341 nt
Organism: Sceloporus undulatus (fence lizard)
Lineage: Eukaryota; Metazoa; Chordata; Lepidosauria; Squamata; Phrynosomatidae
Gene: MTCL1
Product: microtubule crosslinking factor 1
Biological process (GO): establishment or maintenance of epithelial cell apical/basal polarity; regulation of autophagy; microtubule bundle formation
Cellular component (GO): apicolateral plasma membrane; midbody; spindle pole
Molecular function (GO): microtubule binding
Source: RefSeq, a predicted model, not a curated record